AUGGAUAUGAUUCUAGAUGACAAAACUCUGGAUGAUAAUGUCGAAUCUUUCUUUUCGCAUGAUUCUGGCGAUCCAAGGGACAAAGUUGGUCUGUCUACUGAUGUCACUAAAGGAUUCAAAUUUUCGGAGAUCCGGGUCCUGCCAGCCAGCACAAGUAAAGUUGAAUGCUGUCACUUCUCAUCAAAUGGAAAGCUGCUUGCUACUGGCGGACAUGACAAAAAAGUGACACUUUGGAGCACAGAAUCUUUCACAGUAAAUUCUGCACUUGAAGAACAUUCACAGUGGAUUACUGAUGUCCGUUUCAGCCCAAGCAUGUUGAGACUUGCUACAUCUUCUGCUGACAGAACUGUUAGAGUUUGGGAUGCUGAUAAUGCAGGCCACUCACUUCGGACCUUCACAGGACAUUCUGCAAGUGUCAUGUCAGUUGAUUUCCACCCUACUAAAGAGGACCUUUUAUGUUCUUGUGAUGGUAAUAAUGAGAUGCGCUACUGGAGUAUCAAGAACGACAGUUGUGCUGGAGUUGUCAAGAAUGCUAUGAAGAUGAGAUUUCAACCUCGCCAUGGAAGGCUCCUUGCAGCAAUGGCUGAAAAUUUGGUUUACAUACUGGAUGUCGAAACUCAAGUUGGGAAACUCGAAUUACAGGGUCAUAAAAGCCCAAUUAACUCUGUUUGUUGGGAUCCAUCUGGCGAGUUUCUUGCAUCUGUGAGUGACGACUUGGUACGAGUCUGGAAAAUUAGCUCUGCCAGCAAAGGACAUUGUAUUCGCGAGCUAAACCACUCAGGAAACAGGUUCAACACCUGUGUUUUUCACCCAACCCAUCCAUCACUCUUGAUCAUCGGAUGUUACCAGACUCUGGAGCUGUGGGACAUGGCUGAAAACAAGACGAUGACCAUUCAAGCACACGCGCAAAAGGUUUCCGCCUUGGCAGUAUCAAGCGACAACGCCUUGGUAGCUACAGCGAGCCACGACAUGGUUGUCAAGCUCUGGAAGUGA
Molecule: messenger RNA, 993 nt
Organism: Linum tenue
Lineage: Eukaryota; Viridiplantae; Streptophyta; Magnoliopsida; Malpighiales; Linaceae
Source: the annotation of a GenBank genome assembly